UUGGUUUUAAUUUAUGUUAACUUGACGCCGUAAUAAAAUCACAUUACUGCAUUAUGGAUGUUUUCCUUUAUGCAUUGGGAUUUAUUUGACCGUUUUUUUUUAACAGGCUAGUCCCACAGUUUUGAUGGGAAUAUAUUGUUGCUUAAUUUGUGAUUACCGGUAGUUAUCCUUAUUGUGUUGGUAUCUUGUGACUGUGUGGGGUGGAUUUUACUUUGUUUUGGAAUUUUCUUAAUUUAUCUCACUACCGGUAUUGUACCGGUAUGAUAAGGAGUGUCAUUAGGAAGGGAAAUAUUUCUUUGGUGAAUUAGAUUCUUUUUCUUUUUUACUGAAUCACUUGAAUUUUUUCCAUGUUUAUUAUUAGACAGCCAGUAUUUUAUGUAUUUGUUAAUAAUAUAACAUAACAAAUUGUUUACGAAGAUAUGCUGCUAGAAUUUUAAAGUUCUGGGUUGUCUGAAUGACCAUGGCUGAAAGAUUAGAGGAUGCAUUUACUGAAGUCGUGAAAAAGUUUGCCACAACUGCGGAUUUUAUAUCAUUUGCACAAUCUGGGAAUGGACUUGCUCUCAGUGUGCAAGAUGUCGCUACAAUUAUUGAAAACUACAGAUUCUCUGUUGGAGAACAGAAAAAGAAAAUACUCUGGCUUUGGGUAGAAAAAAAUGGCACAAACGCAACUGCACAAAAAAUAAGAGAACUUGUGACACAAUAUUAUACAGCAGAACAUCAGGCUGCUGCCUCACCUGUUGGAAGACUUGAAGAUACUUUCCAGCAGGUUUUGAAGGACCUAUCAAAACAAUUUAGAAGAUUUGCAAGAUCAGGUCAGGGAUUAUCCCUCACUGAACAGGAGGUUGAGACUAUCACAGAAAAUAAUAAAUUCUCUGUAGAGGAACGCAACCUAAAAAUGUUGUGGAAAUGGAGACAUUCCAGACAUCCAAAUACCCAAGAUGCAGCUGUGAUAAAAAAAAUAGGACAAUUAAUGGAUGUUUUUAUACAUGGAGAGGGAGAGAAUCAGGCAGAGGAAGGACAAGUCAUCCAUGAGCAAAAUCCAGCAGAAAAUCAACAAAACAUUCAGCCAAAGAUAAUUGUGACAUCUGAUGUGUCUGAAAGUUUGACCGAUUCAACAUUGCCUAUUGAAGAUGGUGAAACAACAAUCUUAAGAAGGAUGAAGCGAAGGGCGAUAGAAUUUUUUUCGAAGAGAUCAACCAGUCCGGGCAGAUCUUCCAAAGUACUGGAAGAUGCAAAGAGUACUGAAGAAUUUCUUGGGAUUGUGGAAAAUUACACUGAGCAGAUGUUGGAAUUUGCUUUAAAAUCUGUCAGAAAAAAAACAAAAAUGGAGAAUUUCAUACUUCCCAAAUUGACAGAGUUUAAGCAAUCAAAAUCUAACAAACAGACUAAUUUACAAUCAGUGAAUGUUACAAGUAUUCAUUCUGACAAACUAGUCAACCAUGUCAUGUUGCUAGGUGACACAGGUUCUGGAAAAACAACAUUCUCCCUGAGAUAUACAAUGCUGGCUUCAGAAAAGAAGUUAGUUUUUUCAGAACAAAUAAAAAUGAUCUAUUUUGUUGAUAUUUCCAAAUUACAAUGUGACUAUCAAUCAACGGCUUUCGAUCUUCUAUUCAUCCAACAGCUUGGAUCGAAACUUCCAAAAAGUCUUCAUAAGAUCGGAAAAGAAUGGUUCGAGCGAAAUUCUCAACAUAUUUUACUUGUAGUUGAUGGUUUGGAUCAAAUUAAAAAGCCUUUUGAGAAUGAAUAUCCUAGAAUUGGAGUGGAAACUCCAGCAGAAACCAACACAAUUAUUGCCAAUAUUUUAUCCGGCCACAUCUAUCCAAGAAUGAAGAUUCUUUCUACGUCACGGUGGCAUGUUUAUUGGAAGCUACCUCCCGGUCUCAAAGCAAAGAAAACUCUUGCCUUAUGGGGAUUGGAUGAUGAAACCCUAAAUCUUCUUGCUGAAAAUUUAUUUGGUUCUGGAGCUAAAAGAAUCAUUGGUGAGCUGAGGCAGAAAGCACCAGGCCUUGUUUCGAACCCAAUGUUCUUUUUUUAUAUGGUCCGAGUGUUGAAAGAUUCUAAAGAAACUGAUGUUGACACUUUAACAAAUCUGAUGAUAUCUGUACUCAGAUGUUUCUCAGGAUCUCGCCAUGGACGACGUGUAGAUCGUCUUGUUCCAAAACUCAUGAAGUUAUCCUUCCAAGGAAUUGAAGAGAAUUUAUUUGUUUUCACCGCAAGCUAUAUUGAGUCACUCAACCUAGACAUGAAGGACAUGCGUGGUCUUGUUGAGAUGGAUGCUGACACCAGAUUUGUUGAGUAUGUUGUGGAUGACGAUGACAUGAGAAUAAGGUUCCCACACAUGAGUUUACAAGAGAUACUUGCUGCUCUCUAUGCCUGCACUCUUGAUUUGGAUAAAUUUAAAAAGUUCAUUGCGGAAAAUUAUGAGAAAUCAGGAAUGGAAGUCGUUAUAAAACAUAUUUUUGGAAUUGUUCUCAACAAAUCAACUUCAGGAAAAGCGGCAAAAUAUAUUUCUGGUAACUUACAUACCAAGGCUGAAUACCUGAUGGGUUACUUAGAUAGAUUAUUAGAAGGAAAAGUCAUUUCAGAUAAACAAGUCGUGACCUUAUUAAACGAAUGUGGUCCUGAAGUGAUCGAGAAAGUUUGCUCAAAAAUAGAAGAAAUGAAGUUUGGUGGUUUAUUUGACUUUUUGAAUCCAAGGGAACAGCAAGCAGUGAUGGCUGCCGCAGAGCAUAUGCCAGCACUAAGAUCAUUGAAACCAUACCAAUUGGAAAUUCAUCCAGAAAAUCAUCUGUCUUUGCAACAUGCUCUAAGUUCUGUACAGAACAUUCAUGUGGAAUUCUUCUAUCUUAUUAACUGUGAUCCUGAGGCUGAGAAACUCAGAUUUCUAAAUGAAUCCAUGAUGAAAGGAAAUUUUAAAGUUGGAUGGUUUACAAUAAGAGAAAGUCCAGCAUUAGAACCUCUUGGAUUUUAUUACUUAAUUGGCUUUGUUCAUCAUGGCAGCUCAAAAAGGCUCGGACUGAAUGACUGUGACCUGAACGCUGAGAAAAUAAGUAAGAUGAAUGAAGCAGCUGCUGAUUAUGGUGUCAAACUGAUUUCAUUGAUCAUUGGUGGAAAUCCCAACAUGGAUAAAGAGGCAUUUCAAGAACUGGCAAAGUUACUUAGAAAUACCGGUGCAGAAUAUCUGUUUGCAAAAGAUUGCACUCCUACAACUGAGCAGUUAUCAGCUCUUUGCACAAGUUUAGAAAAUGAAAAUAUCAAAUUAUCUGGCUUAGACUUGCAAAAAUCAACUACAGAAUCUCUCACAGAUGAUGAACUGAUGAUUGUUUCUCGACUGUUUCAGAGGGUGAGGAAACUCAACUUCUAUGACCAAAUGCUGAGCGUAUUACAAAUGAAGUUUCUAACCGAGGAAAUAAAGAAAUAUAGUCCGGGAGCUAAGAUAGAAUGUGGAUCGUGGGGAUUUGAGAUCGCUAAAUCAAAUUCUGACAAAUAAUGUACGAAUGGGAUGGGUAUUUCAAUUCGAACCAAUAGCAAUUUUUCAAAUCGCUCAAGAUGAAAGGUCUAUGUGUGGAUACCUCAAUUUUUUGUAAAGCCAUAUAUUCAGAAUGCAAUUCUGACUCCUUUUUCGUAGCUAAUUAUUUCUUAAACAUGUUCUUUAUUAGGUAUGAAAACGCAGCUAACUGACUAACUUAUUGAUUUCGUGUUUUCAAUUUUAAGAUAAUCUUAUGUUUAAAGUAUGGUAUCAGAAGUUAAAUCCCUUCUUAAUGGUACCAAUAGUCUAAAAUCGAUUCUAAAUUGCUGUAAUAAUUCAGUAUGUUUUGAUUAUAAACACUGCCUUCCAAUGGAACAGCUGCUUAAUAUAUAUUCCCAAAGUUCUUUAAGUUUCAUAUAUUCCUAAUUACUGUAAUAAUUACAGUGUAUUCGUAUAGUCAUAGUCAACUAUUUUUAGUAAAUGUAUUUUGUAAUUUUUAUGCAAUUAAUGGUGUGCAGUAGUAAUUUCAUAUUUAGUAUUCUGUAAUAAUUUUCAUAUAUUAGAGAAUUUAAUUAGUGCCUAGUUAUUUGCCAAAGCCAGUGCUCAACAGUUUUUAAUUUUGCUGUGCAAUUUUUUGUGUUGCUCUUUCAUGCUGCCGUAUAAUCCUUGUAUUAAUUAGUAUAUCCAAUACAUUUCUUUUAUUUUUGCUGAGGUUAGCUGAUCAUUGUUUUUUGUGUAAUUUUAGCCUUGGUUUAUUGUAGGCAAUAAUAUGUGAGUCAUAUUUCUACUUUGGAAUUUAUGGCUUUUAUAAAGAUGAAAAUUGUCUGGAAGUACCGUGCACUUGCUUGCUCAUCGCAGCUGAACAGUUCACUAAAUGAAUAAGGAUAUCUGAAGAUGCAACAAUUUUGUUCCUGAAUUUGAAUAUCUCAAACCACCAGAAAGAAAUUCUAUAGGGAUAGAUUGAUGGAUUGUGCAACAUGGAGGUGAAUGCUUUUGUUAUUUGUAUUCAUCUUUGGGGGAGAAAAACACUCAUGAGUCAUGUUUGGUUAUCCUGCCAGGCUAGGUUUAGAAAUAACCCUGAAUUGCCCUGCAUUGGAGGUGAAUGCUUUUUUUGAGACAAAGGAGGCUGAUGGGAUUGUUUAAUCUCAUGUUCUGUAACAAGUCCAGAUCGGGUUCGGAAAUACCCAACAAUCAAUAAAUUACAAUCAGGGAUGGCCAAUACCGAAUAAAUCACUAUUUCGAAUACAUUCGAAAUUAUUUUUUUUCGAAUAAGAAAUUUUGAAUACUUCGAAAAUAAAUUCCAC
Styela clava is the source of this 4773-nucleotide messenger RNA. Lineage: Eukaryota; Metazoa; Chordata; Ascidiacea; Stolidobranchia; Styelidae. The record is from RefSeq and is a predicted model, not a curated record.